Cavenderia fasciculata is the source of this 1218-nucleotide messenger RNA. RefSeq names its product cleavage and polyadenylation specificity factor FIP1 (gene fip1l1). The record is from RefSeq and is a predicted model, not a curated record. Gene Ontology annotation, biological process: mRNA processing. The transcript has 2 exons. NCBI's taxonomy places the organism in Eukaryota, Evosea, Eumycetozoa, Acytosteliales, Cavenderiaceae. Bases 1 to 1218 code for a protein of 405 amino acids.
AUGGAAGAUCAAGAAGGUGGAACAAAUAAUGCCAACGAUGACAACAACAAUAAUAAUAAUAGCAAUGUAGAGGAAGAAGAUACCAAUAGAAGAGAAAGAGAUGAAGAUCAACAAAUUAAUAAUAAUAAUAAUAGUGAUGAUGGAGGUGGAGGAGGUGGUGAAGAUGAUGGAGAUGAUAAUGAUGACGACGAUGAUGAUGAUGACGACGACGAUGACGAUGAUGAUGAAGAUGUAAAUAUUGUAUUGGAUACCGAGAGUGUGGAGGCAGGAAGAACAUCGACAAAGAACUCUUCAGGUUCCAUCAAACCUUCCUUUUAUAAGAGUGCACCCGUUACAAACUUGGCUGGUGUAAAGUAUCAAAUCUCAAAGCAAGCUACUGCAUCUCAGCAUCAACCAAACAGACCACAGAAAUCUAUAUACGAUCUUGAUCUUGGAGGUUUUGAAGAUCGACCAUGGACUAAACCAGGUGCCGAUAUGAGUGAUUACUUUAAUUACAACUUUACUGAAGAGACUUGGAAACUGUACUGUGAGAGACAGAUCCAACUCAGAGCUGAACAAGCUAAUCUUGGAAAGAUCAAAUCAUACGAAAGCACAAACAAGAUGAUCAACGGUGGAAACGAUCAAAAGAUAGACCUACCACCUGAAUUUAUGCCUCAAGAAAUGAAUAAGCAACAACAACAAGGUGGAAGAGGAGGAGGUGGUAUGCCAACCGAUAAACGUGGAGCAGUACCUCAACAAGGUGGACGUGGUAUGCCUGGUGGAUGGCAAGCAAAUAUGCAACCUCCAGGAGGAGGACCUCCUGGUAAUUUUUAUCCGGGUGGUAGUGGUGGAUACCCUCCACCUUAUGGCGGUGGUGUUGAAGGUCCAGUACCUACUAUGCCACCAUCAGACGAAAGAAGAAGAGAACGAGAAAGAGAUAGAGAAGGAACAUCUAGUGGAUCAGGAACUAGAGAACGCGAAAGAGAAAGAGAUAGUGGUAGUGGUAGCGGUAGUCGUAGUGACAGAGACCGUGAAAGAGAAAGAGAUGGUAGUGGUAGCGGUAGUAGUCGUAGCGAUCGUAGUGAAAGAGAUGGCAGCAGUCGUAGCGACCGUAGUGAAAGAAGUAGUGGUAGUGACAGAGACAGAGACCGAGAACGUUCAAGAAGAGGUGAUGACAGUGAAUAUAAAAGAAAAUCUUCCGAAGAUCCAAAUGACGAUAGAUUAAAAAGAAGGAGAUAA